Molecule: messenger RNA, 164 nt
Organism: Funneliformis mosseae
Lineage: Eukaryota; Fungi; Glomeromycota; Glomeromycetes; Glomerales; Glomeraceae
Source: the annotation of a GenBank genome assembly
AAUUUAAGCGUUGGGCCGCUUUGGCUAUUCGUAAAAAAUCUUUUGGUCGCCAACACGGGAUUAGGGUUAGCAGGUUAGGGGGAUAUGGGAAAGAAUCUUAUCCUUCGAAGUUAUUAUGUGGUCGCCCGCAAUUACAAUCGUAUAUGAAGUCACAUGACAUGUGA